Molecule: messenger RNA, 2313 nt
Organism: Pseudozyma hubeiensis SY62
Lineage: Eukaryota; Fungi; Basidiomycota; Ustilaginomycetes; Ustilaginales; Ustilaginaceae
Exons: 1
Coding region: 1-2313 (770 amino acids)
Biological process (GO): triglyceride biosynthetic process
Cellular component (GO): plasma membrane
Molecular function (GO): diacylglycerol O-acyltransferase activity; long-chain-alcohol O-fatty-acyltransferase activity
Source: RefSeq, a predicted model, not a curated record
AUGAAGUUUGGCCUUCCAUCCGUCCUCCACACCUCAUCUUCCUACUCUACUUCUUCACCUCCCGCUCCCGCUUUCGACCGCGUCCACAAAUACCGUCCACCCCCCACCUCUUUUCACUCCUCGGUCCAAGUUAUCGACGAAGAGUUUGGCACCCCUCGUACAAGCUCUCAAGUCAAGCAGGCAUACCUUGAUUCGCAUCCCAACUCGGACGCAGACAGCAGCAACGACGCUGUCGAUAGCGCUGCUCCCACUCCUUCCCUCAUCCGGUCUUCCAUCAGCUCCCCUCGUCAAUCUUGUCAACAAGUCAUGACCGACGCAAUUCGCGCUUCGGGUGACCACGCAAGGCCUUCCCAUGGUCGUGGCACCGCUGCCGAGCAGGGCGCUGCUCUUCGUGCAGCUGCUGAUCGUGAGGUCGGCCGCAGCUCGCCCUCCGGCGUUCACAAGAGCUCCCGGCGCUCUUCUCGCCGAGUCAGUGCACAUGAGUCGCCUCGCGAUUCAGAGCGGGCACUGGAAGACGAGGAACAUCAAGCAAAUCGAUCAUCGCGUCGCUCGUCAAGGCGACAUGGGCGCAAACGUGAUUCCGCUGUCCAGCGUGAUCAAGAGCCCCUCUCCGAGAAGCGCGGGCAGAGCACGGCUGCGGCUCAGGGUGCCGCCUUCCGCAGGGGAGAAGAUCCAACCUUGCCAUCCGCCGAGCAGACUCACGAGGCUCGCGAACGUCAUCUUCGCGCAGCUUACGGGGAGACGCCCAAGCUCGGCAAAGGUUCCCCCAACAAGCCUCCUGUCUAUCCCAUGACCGGUAUCGACAACCUGGCACUCCUGAUGGAAGACGACUCUUACACCACCUCGUGCUUCUCCAUCUACAUGUUCAAAUCCGAGCUCGAUCUCGAGACUGUCGACAACUUCUUCGAGGUGCUCGCCGAGACGUAUCCCAAAUACAGGUACGUGGUCGACCUCGACCCCAAACUCUCCAAGAAGCUUGAGAAGGAGACUUUGCGUGGUAAGCCUGGCACGUCGCCUCCUCGCCGUGACUUCGAUGCGGGUCGUCGCACCAACUAUGGCAAAGGUCUCAAAGCAGGUUCGCUAUUCCGCCCGGCUCGAUGGCGAUACGUUCCUGACUUCGAUAUCAAGGAAAACAUCGAGCACGUCGCUCAAUGUCCCGGUGACGGCGACGAUAAGGCACUCAACAAGCUCGCCGGUAAGUUCCUUGGUCGCCACUUUGACUAUUCCAAGCCCAUCUGGGAGGCUCUGGUCGUCAAUGGCCUCAGCACUUCCGAUGGCGGUCGUAGUGCACUCAUGAUCAAGAUCCACCACUGCUUCUCGGACGGUCAAGGCAUGAUCCAGAGCUACCACGCCGCUCUUGGUGCACUCGAGCAGGGCAUCGGCAUCCGCGACAUCCAGAACAAGGUCGACUCCAACACCUCGCAAAACAAGCGACCCGGUCAGCGCGAAGACAAGCCUAGCAUGUGGGGCACCAUUCAGCACGCUGGUCACUUGGUUCGCGGCCUCUACUUCCGCAAGCGCAAGUCGUUCCUCUAUCAGGAGAAGCGUAAACGCGCCGAAGGCCGACUGUACUGCCACAGCGAGGGCAUCGAUAUGGACGACAUCAAGAUGAUUCGCAAGGCGUACGGCACGCCCAAGCUGAACCUCACGCUCAACGACGUUGCGCUUGCCAUCCUUGCCCGUGCUCUUCGCAUUGCCUCGGAGCGAGUCGAUCCUAGCAGAAGGCACAAGGAUAAGCGAGUUGCCAUCUUUGUGCCCAUCUCUGUUCGUCCUAAGGGUGACUGGUCUCUCAGCAAUGCUACCACAGGGUCGAUCGCUUGGUUGCGUUUCGAGAAGGAGGACAAGCCCGAUUUCGAGGAGCAGCUGGCCCAGGUACAUCGCGAAAUGGGCCGUGUCAAGCGCUCGUAUGGACCCAAGAUCCUCUUCAAGGUGUUCAACGCUUUUGCCAAACGUCGCAUCACCUACCUGCCCAACUACCCAGGUUUGCGUCAGAUCUACUACCGUGCCUUCCGAGAGUACCAUGUUGCCACCAAUGUGCCCGGUCCUCCCAAGCCUGUCAAGUUUGGCGAUCACGAGGCUUACAGCUACCACGUGCUGCCACCUUCGAGUCCCGGCAAGUCGACCAUGGCCAUCGGCAUGAUCUCGUACGCCAACGACUUUUCGCUCGCAGUGUCGUGCGACGACGUGCCGGAGUUCAAGCACCUGGCCGAGGAGAUCUGCAAGGCAUUCCAGGACGCGGCGGUGCAGAUCAUCGAUGCCGCCAACGAAAGGAUGGCCAGCAACAAGGAAGCAGCGCCUGGUAAGGCGCAAUGA